UCGGCCGAGCCCGCGGGAUCCCCGGGCCCCGCUCUGUCCACAAGGCCCCAGGAUGGCAGCGGGGUGGACGGACCCGGCGCAGGUAUCUGUGACCUUUGAGGAUGUGGCUGUGACAUUUACCCAGGAGGAGUGGGGACAGCUGGACUUGACCCAGAGGAUCUUGUACCAGGAGGUGAUGCUGGAGACCUGUGGGCUUCUGGUCUCUUUGGGUUGUUCUUUGUCUAAACCAGAGCCGAUCUACCAGUUGGAGCCCAACCAGGACUUCUGGGCGGUGGAGGAAGAUCUCUUCCAAAACUCCUGUCCAGGUGACAGCACACAACCCAGGACAACAGAGCCUACCUUUCCUUACCUGACCUUGCCUGAGGAAGUCUCACUCGAGGAGCAACUGACACAGGGAUCCUCAGGGGACUCCCAACUGGAGCAAGCCAAGGAUCAGGAUGGGCCAUCAGAGAUGCAGGAAGGCCACUGGAGACCAGGGAUGGACCUGCAGGAGACGCUCCCUUGGAAAAUGAGCCCUGAACAUGAUGGUUUGGGGACAGAUGAUGGUUUAUGUUCAGUGAUUAUACAGGAACAAGUCUCUCCAGAAGAUGAUCUUUGUGUAUGCAACUCAUGUGGAGCAGUUUCGUAUCCCUUGAUCCAGGAAGGUGAAAAUUCCUAUAAAUGUGAGGAAUGUGGGAACGUGUUUAACAAGAAUUGCCUCCUUGUUCAACAUGAGCAGAUUCACAUUCAGGUGAAGCCCUAUGAUUGCACAGAAUGCGGGAAAGCCUUUAGCAAGAGCAAACACCUCCUUCAGCACCACAUCAUCCAUACAGGGGAGAAGCCCUACAGGUGCCUGGAGUGUGGGAAAAACUUCAACCGCAGGUCACACCUUACACGGCACCAGCAGAUUCACACUGGAGAGAAGCCUUAUGAAUGCAGUGAAUGUGCAAAGGCCUUCAACCGCAGAUCACACCUUACACGGCACCAGCGGAUUCACAGUGGAGAGAAGCCUUAUAAAUGCAGUGAAUGUGGAAAGGCCUUUACCUACCGCUCCAAUUUUGUCUUGCAUAGCAGAAGCCACACUGGAAAAAAACCCUUUGAGUGCAACGAAUGUGGGAAAGCCUUUUGUGAGAGCACAGACCUCAUUCAGCACUACAUCAUCCACACUGGGGAGAAGCCCUAUAAAUGCAUGGAGUGUGGGAAGGCCUUCAACUGCAGGUCACACCUCAAGCAGCACCAGCGUAUUCACACUGGGGAGAAGCCUUAUGUGUGCAGUGAAUGUGAAAAGGCUUUCACCCACUACUCUACUUAUAUCCUGCAUAAAAGGGCCCACACUGGAGAAAAACCCUUUGAGUGCAAAGUAUGUGGAAAAUCCUUUAGCAUUGGGAAAGAUCUCAUACGGCACUUUAGCAUCCACACUGGAGAGAAGCCCUAUGAGUGCCUAGAGUGUGGAAAGGCCUUCACCCGCAUGUCGGGCCUCAGGAGGCACCAGCGGGUUCAUACUGGAGAGAAGCCCUAUGAAUGCAUCGAGUGUGGGAAAGCCUUUUGCCGGAGCACAAACCUUAUUCGACACUUUAGCAUCCACACCGGAGAGAAACCAUAUGAGUGUGUAGACUGUGGGAAGGCCUUCAACCGUAGGUCACCCCUCACAAGGCACCAGCGGGUUCACGCUGGAGAAAAGCCCUAUCAGCGCAUCAAGCGUAAGAAAGUUUCUUGCCAGAGUGAAAACCUCAUUCAGCACUCCAUCAUUCAAACUGAGAGUAGCCCUAUGCAUGCAGUGAAUGUGGAACAGCCUUCAGACGCAGCUCAUCCCUCGCUCAGCAUCGAAGGAUGCAUACUGGAAGAAACCCUACCAGUGUAACAAAUGUGGGAAGACCUUUUAUAGGUGUGCAAACUUGAGUCAACAUCCAAGAACUUCUAUUAGGGAAAGAUUUUUUCAUAUAACUACUGAAGAAAAUCUGUGGUCAGAGGAAACAUCUUACUCAGCAUCUGGCCAUUCAUACUGAAGAGAAACUCCUAAGUGCUAUUUGUAUGGAAAAACUUGUGAUAGAUCCUCAUUUGCCAUCUAAAGAAUCAUGUUAGAAAUUGACCCAGCCUGGACUCUCAUUCUGUGUCUGAGAAUUCACCCACUGGUUGCUGUGCACAUACGAAAACAUUCAGCCACUUCUUCUUAGUUUACAGUGAAAUGUUUUCUCAGUUAUAUUAAAAGAAAGGAGGAGGAGACAUAGAAAUGAGAAAGAAAUGGGAGCACAGCUUCUUUCAGACUUCCCUGACAAACUCAUGGCCAUUUGUCAUUCCUUGUUUUAUUCGAGGAGAGGUAAAUGUUUCAGAAACAGAAGGGCUUUGCCCUCAUUAUUUUUCCCUGUGUAUACAUUCACUGCUAUCUAGUGUCGGUACAGUUAGACAAAUGAGGUUAUUUUUAAAAACAUGCUGUGAAAGCCUGCUUUGUUCCACAGCAUUGUCUCUACCCUUGAGAAGCAGGAGCAUAAGUUUGUAUGAGAAAUAAUAGAGGCUUGAGUUAUGAAAUAAUUUUAUCUUUAAGGAGCUAGGAUGUACAUGUGAAUGGACAUAUUUUACUGUACACUCGAGACUGAUUUUUCAAAAAUCAAAUUGCUUCUGCAUGUGGUUUUAGCCACUGAGUACCCAUUUUCUUGAUCUUGAUUUACUUGUUUAUUUCUUUUUCCUUUUUUUUCUUAUUUUUCUGUGGGAUUGGAAUGAUAGUAUAACUGUUUGUACAUAGUUAUAGCCCAGUGGAGCCCUAAUUCUUCCCUGUGAUUGUGAUUUCUCAAAUCUUUACUCCUUUUUGGACUGACUCUUCCAAUUCCACCUAAACAAUUUUCUAGAGAUCUCUUAUAGCCAAAACAAAAUAUAACAUACAGCUAAAUUAAGUUAAAGGAUUAUGAUAAACUCAGAAAAACAAAAGUGAAGGAAUCUCAUUUUUCAUUUUAUAAAAGAUUGUGUGAUGAUUCUAAAGUGACUGGAAUUUUAACAGGUGGACACAUAUGUGUAUAUGCAAGUAGGUGUGAGUUUCACAAUUACCACCAUGGACUGAGUCCCCAUUGUAAUAAUUAAUAUCUUUAGUCAGGAUAAUUUGGAAUUCCUUCUUUGGUAUUUUUUUUUUUGCUUUUAAUUAUUUUUAAUUGACACAUAAUUGUACACAUUUAUGGGGU
This is a messenger RNA of Microcebus murinus (gray mouse lemur), 3149 nucleotides long. It is a transcript of the gene ZNF460, whose product is annotated as zinc finger protein 460. Gene Ontology annotation, biological process: regulation of DNA-templated transcription. Lineage: Eukaryota; Metazoa; Chordata; Mammalia; Primates; Cheirogaleidae. The record is from RefSeq and is a predicted model, not a curated record.